GGGAAGGAGCAGAGGAUGUGACAGGUGUGUCUCCGGCACUCAGACUGUGUUUAGCAAAUGCUGGCUGGAGGGAAGGAUGGAGCUGGCUCUCAGGAGGUACUUUCUGAGGGAGACAACAGAAGCAGCUCCACGGGAGGCAGUGGCGGGUGAGAGUGGAAUAGAAAAGGAAAGAGAAGAGCAGCAGAGCGAAGACAUCUGCAGCAGAAUUUAUGAGAGUGUGCAAAGAGCUGAUUAUACUUCCUUCCUUCAAGUGGCUUCCACCUCAAAUGGAGAGACCCUUUGGAGCUUACCCCUCGACUUCAGAGUGGCCUCCAUAUUGCUUCCCUCGGCCCCGCCCCACGGCUGGAGAGGGCCGGGCUUGGGGGCGGGGCCAGGCCGGGGGCGGGUCCUCACCGGCCGCGCCGCGCGUUGCCUUGACGACCGCGACAAGAUGGCGACCCUGCCGGGCGGGAUUCAGGGGCUGGAACCCGAAGCUCUGAGCCCUGAGCAGCUGGAGCAGCUGCGCGGCUUCAAGAUUCAGACCCGGAUUACUAAUGAAAAGUACCUAAGGACCCACAAAGAAGUGGAGUUGCUCAUAAGUGGUUUCUUCAGAGAAAUGUUUUUGAAAAGACCAGACAACAUUCAAGAAUUUGCUGCAGACUAUUUCACGGAUCCAAGACUUCCCAACAAGAUUCACAUGCAGCUAAUUAAGGAGAAGAAAGCAGCUUAAUUAGCAAAAAUCAUGAUGCUCAGCUGUUGAGAGAGACCAGAAAGAAUCCAGCCUCGGGGUCAUCUGGAAGCAAAAGAGCCCUGUUGCCACGUGUGGGUUCCAGGCCGCCUUGGACUGUGUCUGCUGUGGCAAAGGCUUUUAAAGAUACUCAUUAAAAACAGACCUUCCUCCUGC
This is a messenger RNA of Camelus dromedarius (Arabian camel), 883 nucleotides long. It is a transcript of the gene RIIAD1, whose product is annotated as regulatory subunit of type II PKA R-subunit domain containing 1. The record is from RefSeq and is a predicted model, not a curated record. NCBI's taxonomy places the organism in Eukaryota, Metazoa, Chordata, Mammalia, Artiodactyla, Camelidae. The transcript has 8 exons. Bases 77 to 709 code for a protein of 210 amino acids.